AGGCGGUCGCCGUCCAUCUGCUAUUUUCCUGUAAUAGAUCCAGAGCACCCCCAACAUUGGCCCGUCUCCCUGUUGAAGAUGGCUGUUGUAAUGCUGACAUGGGGCAACUAUCUCAGUAGUCUGUCAUUGCUCCUAUAUAAUGGAAUUCUCUUUUAGCAUCAUCUGAACUUUGUACUUAGUUACAUACAGAUAAUUAGAGAGGGAUUGACCAUUGACUAUGUGCUCUGGGAUGAGAGCAAUUAAACGGCACCAGGAGUGAUGCUAACCUUAGCCCUGGAGUAGGAAAAAAACGUUGUCAUGUACUAAGGAGACCCUUCAUCAUAAUUCUGUAUAUUGAUUAGUGGGCUACAAAAUAUGAAUACACAUGGAGUCCGGUUUAGACUCAGUGUGUGAUGUUGGUUAUCCUGGGUGAUUAUUUGGUAUGGCAACCCUGAUACUCAAGUAAAUGCAACUCUAAGGAUUCUGAAGAGGCAUUCUUUAUAUUAAUGUAAUUUCCCCAGGGGUCUAACACACACAACUGGGGUUUCAGAAGCCUAGAAUCUAGCCCUGCCUCUCACUGGAACCCUGAGUGACAUUGUGUAGGUCUCGGUGUCCUCAUCUAUGAAAUGAAAAGAAUCAUCAAAAUCAGCAUUUCCUAAAUGUGUUCUGUAAAACAUUUAUCAGCCAAAAUGUUUUCUGUUAAAACUACCUGAUUUAAGUUGCUGAGAAGAUCUGAUAAAGAACAUGUUGUUUAACCCAGAAUUUCCCAAACUAAUUUCACAGUGGAACCAUAUUUUUUCCAUGUAAUAUGUGUUAAUAUCCUGGGAACUAUUUUUCUGCAGAGGAGAUUUUGGAAAACACUGUAUUUGUGCCCCUAAGGACCCUAAUAAGUCCACCAUUCUACAAACAAACUACUAAACCUGGCUUUCUACGAGAACUUCAUUUUAUGCAUCUUUUAUCUUCAGGCCUCUUUAAUAGAUAUGUAGGUACCUUGUCAAGUACCUUGUCAAUAACACAUGCCAGGCUCCAGAUUUACUGAUAGGUGUCCUAUUCCGUACCCUAGCUCCACAAAGAGAAUUAUGCUUUGUUAACUCAGCCUCUUCCUCUAUGGAGAUUUGUGCCCUUACCCACCCUGUUCCAGGCUUUUUAAAUGCAGAUCAUGGAGUUGGAUGAAAAGUGCUACAACUGGAAAGAUGGCAGGAAUAAAAGAGUAACUCGCCAGACUUCACAUCUAGAUAAUAGUAUAGCUGAGAGGGAAAAAAACAUAAAUGAGGCUAAGUCAAGCUGCAUUAAGGAACUGAUAGAAAGGGGAGUAGGAAGAGGGAGAGAAGGAAAAGCCAUAGGCACUGGAGAUGAGAAAGUUUAGGGUUUGGGAGAGUGAAAGGCUCAUAUGUGGCCUUGUGUAGGGGACCUGGGAAGGAGAGAAAAGGAAAUACGAAGUGUUCCUGAUCAUCAUGAAUUGGAUCAUCUGUAAUGUUCUUUGACAGAUGCAACAAAAGACUGGAAUUCCCUUUUAAUUCAUUUUGAGUAUUUGACUGUGCUUCUGACUUUAGUUUUGUACAAAGACUGGACCAUGUGGACCUUGGAAUUUAUUAGCAUUACAAAUAACACAUAAUCAUUUGCCAGGUUCUUUAAUAGUUAAUCUUAUUUAAUCCUUAUAACACAUUUGUAAAGAAGGUAAGACAUGUAAUUUUCCCUUCCCAAUUUUACAGAUGAAUAAAUUGAGGCUCAGAGAGAUUAAAUGACUUGUCUGAGUUCUCAUGAAUAGGUGCUGGCUAGAAUAGAACCAGGAAGACAUGCAGGACAAAAGAAUUUUGAGCAGGAAACCUAGGUAAGAGGACCAUUAUAUUAUAUUUGCCUUGCCAUCAAAUCUAACGUAGCAAUAUGGACACAGUGGGGGCAUCCACUUCUGACAAAACCUGAGUUUAAGAGCAGUGCUCACUUGGAACUUUGAUCUUGAAGUGAAGCACAGAAUGGAAUUCCCAUUAUCCGUAAAAAGGAGUAGUCAUCUGGUUCCCUGUCAUGUCAGCUUGCAGCUCUUACAGCGAAUUCUGAUAUCUAGCUCUUGUUUCCUAUACCCCUUUCACCCUCACCUCCUGAGACCCUAGCUCUUCAUAGAGUUGGUUCUCAGGUCCUUUCCUGGCCUGGAGCCAUGCAGCUGAGGGGAUUGUUUCCAGUCAGCCUGGACGUUGAACCCCAUUGCUGCUGAGCUGUAGGUGGGAAGGCCAGUUUCCAAGCUAAGAAAGGGAAGUGAAUUGUUCAGCGAAGGAUGCCAGAAUUGGGGAGGGCUGGGGAACACAUCUGCCAGGUUUUGCUUGCCCUCCUGCUUAGCCUCCAAACGUGGUGAUUUACGUUUUUUAUAAAGCACUUGUAAUGUCAAGAGAUAAUGGUUAACUUGGGAAGGAGUUUUAACUGGCAAAUCAUAGGAAUGUUUCAGAAGUGACGGGCGAUGGGGAAAGGACUGUAGAGGACAUGUGUGUUGCAGAGAUGUUGCUGGGUCAUUGGAAGUCAAUAGGGAGGCCUCUUGACCGGAAGCCCGCAGAUGUGGAUGUUCUCCGGAGCCCUCCUGUUGGUCAUAGUGUGUAGAAAAACUUUGUCUGAGAUCCUUGUUAUGUCGGGACUUUGGUUAUUGCUGUUUCACAUCACAUCAUAUCACCUGUGUAUAUGCCCAUGGCACAUUUCUCAUGACCUCUAAUGAGAUGUCAUCAUCACCCUACAGUUCACAUGGGGAAAGGGUUACCACCUCUGUUGGUUGAGAAUAUGGGUCAGGUGUCUCAGCUUUCCUGGUUGAGGGCCUCCCUCGACCUUGCUCCCUGCACAGCUAUUACUCUGUACCUGUGAAUUCCUUGGGCCACUCACACAGAUAGCCAGUGUGGCUCCCACCUUGGGAGUUGUAUCCUUGAGCUAAUUUUUUUUUCAACUGGGCUUUCACCAGAAGCUAGAUAGCAAAAUAUUGAAGGAGUAUAACAUACCUGCUAUGCUUCUAUACUCCAGAUUAUCUAAGUUCCAGCCUCAUAUUACAUCAAAUAAUAAUAUCUAACCUGUUUUGAUUAGUUGCUAUAUGCCUGAGACUGUUCGAAGCUCUCUACAUGAAUGAUCUAAUUUUAUUCCCACAGCAACCCUGUGAGGUAAAAUGGUGCCUUAAGGCACGUAAUGUGUGUAAAGACUCAGUAAGUAAUGGAGUCAGAACUGAACCCAGAGGGUCUGACCGUGGAGCUCACACUCUUACCCACUCCAUUAUACUUUUGUUGUUGGCUCAUGAAGAAGUUAUGUAACUCAGAAGUUCCUUUGUUUUCCAAGACCCAUUUGUAACUGGGUUCUGCUGUAAUUAUUACAUGGGUAUGAAGAGCUUCUUAACUCUGAAUGGCCCAAAUCACUUUAACAUAGAUUUUCCUUUUUUCCUCAUAAUAUCCUUGUAUGGUUAAUAUUGACUCAAUUUUGUACUUGAAGAAAGAAAAGGCCCAGGGAAGUAAAUCACCCUUGGUCACACAGCGAAUCAGUGAUGCCACUGAGAUUAGAAACAGGCUUCCUCCUUCCCAGGCCAGGACUUUGAAUGCUAACCCCUGUUACACAAAACUCAUAUGAAAGAUACGUGAGCCUUUCUGGACUUCAGUUUUCUCUAUCUGUCAAAUAAGAUGAAAGACAUCUCAGGAAUGCUGAUUGUUGUGUGUGAAGUGACGUGAUCUUUAAGGAACAAAUUCUCUAUGACUGGGGAGGAUUGUCAGGGUUGUGGCGGAGGGACCCUAGCACUCUUCAGACCUGUGCUAGAAAGGAGGGAUGGGAGUGGGUCUUUUCCUCACUGUGAGCAUCCAGUGGAGAUGCUUGCUAAUAACAUGGGCAUUGCUUGUUUCCCCUCCUUGGGGGAUAUAAUGAUAGUAUUCAUUUGCAGGGCCUUUUGCCUCUGGAGAAGCCUCUUGCAUGGUCUCUUGACCUCUCCCGUGGAGUAGAUGUCAUCCUCCUGUCAUUUUCUCCUAGCCCUAGGAGUAUAUGGCUGUCUGCCCUGAUUACCAGUGACUGCACUUAUUAAUGCCUCAGUGCGUGAAGUGCUGGUGAUUAACAGGAGCUGCAGGCAUCUCCCCAUUAUCUUCAUGGGCAGCUCCUUGAAAUAAUUUUGCCUGCAAUCACAGCUCAAUUGGUUUGGGUUAGGAGAAAUAAUUUCCUCCUAUAAUGCUGUCACUAUCAAAUUGGAGGCCACAGCUGUGAAGUUGAACUAUCCUUUAGAGGUUGCAAUGGAUUUUGAAUGAUGAUGACAGCCAUGUGCUAAAGAAUAAGUCACUUGCCUGGUCAAGCUUAUGAGAUGAAAGAUAGGAAAGUUCUAAAGUUAGGGAAGGAGUCUGUUUUUUAUACUUUAGGUUGCGUUGGGAAGUCAAAAUGCAGGAAUCAUGGGUCUCAGAACUCAUCUAGUCUGAAUCACUCUCUUUAUGGAUGAGAAAAUCAAUACUGAGAAAGGUGAAUUAACUGUCCACAGUCACCCAGUUGGUUCUGACAGCACUGGGAUUGUAACUCAGAUUUCUUUUCUCUAGGGUACUAUGUUUCAUGGACUAGCAGAGUAGAAGGAAAAACACAGCUAUCUAUUGGAAACUUUAAGAUGCAGUAUGUCCUGUCAAUGUAGAAAGUCACACCUGCUUUGAAACUAAACUUUCCUUAUACCGAGCAAUAUUCUGAUGUCCAAGGCAUCACCUCAACCAAAUUAUAUAACCGAAUCCAUUAAAUAAUGUGUUGGACAAAAACCUAACCCAUCUACCAUUUUAGAGCCUUAGUACUGUAGAUCCUACUGUGUAUAGAAGUCCAAAUAUAAAUGUAUGUUCAUGCUUUGGCAUUGUAAAUUCCAUAGAUUAAGAUCAUUUGAUAGAUAUAAGCUGAAUCUUUUACUAAGAUUCCCCCCCCCACCCAAAAAAAUACAUUAAAGAAACAUGACAGUCUGUUCUAUUUUUGUUGAGAUUCCAUGGCAGUUAAGGUCAAGAUAAGGACAUUAUCUUUUAUUGCUGUGAUAGAUGAGAAUUAUAAAUCUGUGAGCUGACCUCAUGGACUUCUGUUCUCUAAAAUUCAGAACCACUUGUCAGUCAAAUUUGAGUACUCAAAAGAGAUGGGGGAGAGGAGGAGUGGAGGAGGGGACAGGGGAACAGUAAACUAGAGAGCUGGUAGAUCAUUAAAGAACCUUACCUUCAAGAUGUGUGCCCCCAUUAUUCUCUUUUUUCUCCUCUUAUUAUUGUCAUUGUCAUCAUCAUCUUCAUCUGGUAUUUUGUACUUAUACUCUCCACUUGCUUAUCUGAUGACUCUUAAUCCUCUUUGUAAGUUGUAAAGAGAGAGCUUCUUCCAGGACAGUGAAAUUCAGAACAGUGCCCAAGAUUAUUUAUCAAAUCAGCUACAGAAUAUGACUAAUAAGAAUCAUUCUUUACAUGUAUAUAGCACUUAAAGAUUCCCAAAUUUUAUAAGACCAACCAACUACAAAGUCACUAAGAAAGAAAAUAGAAAAUAAAAUCAUGGUCUAUGGCCAUACCACCUUGAAUGUGUCUGAUCUCAUUAGCUAGGCAGGGUCGGGCCUGGUGUGUACUUUGAUGGAAGAAAAUAAAAUCAUGAUUGACUAUAAUUUUUCUAUGGGCCAGUGAGGUACAGGAAUCAACCUUUCGAUUUAUGCCUUCCUAAAGCUACCACUGUCAGCUUUUGUUUGCUUUUGGGUGUACAACCCACAGUGAUUGCAAAUAUAGUGUUACUUUCAUGACCAUUGCUACAGUUCAUCAAAUGUUGACUCCUGCUAGGUAUGAAGUUGAUACUCACAUUAGGUGUACUGAGGAGAACAGCUGUUCAUUGCAUUUGGACUUAACUUUGGUUCUGGUUUGAGGGAUGUCCUAGGGUUGUGGGAGAAGGAGCUGUGUCAGCGUGAAAAGAUGGGUGGUUUGAAGAAACAUUGCUGUGCGUAUAAGAGCCAAGCUAUGAGAAUUGUUCGGACGGUAGGGCAGGCCUUUGAGGUCUGCCACAAGCUGAGCCUGCAGCACACGCAGCAGAAUGCAGAUGGUCAGGAAGAUGGAGAGAGUGAGAGGAACAGCAACAGCUCAGGGGACCCAGGCCGCCAGCUCACUGGAGCCGAGAGGGCCUCCACGGCCACUGCGGAGGAGACGGACAUCGACGCGGUGGAGGUCCCACUCCCAGGGAAUGACGUCCUGGAAUUCAGCCGAGGAGUGACUGAUCUAGAUGCCGUAGGGAAGGAAGGAGGGUCCCACACAGGCUCCAAGGUUUCGCACCCCCAGGAGCCCAUGCUGACAGCCUCACCCAGGAUGCUGCUCCCUUCUUCUUCCUCGAAGCCUCCAGGCCUGGGCACAGAGACACCGCUGUCCACUCACCACCAGAUGCAACUCCUCCAGCAGCUCCUCCAGCAGCAGCAGCAGCAGACGCAAGUGGCUGUGGCCCAGGUACACUUGCUGAAGGACCAGUUGGCUGCUGAGGCUGCGGCGCGGCUGGAGGCCCAGGCUCGCGUGCACCAGCUUUUGCUGCAGAACAAGGACAUGCUCCAGCACAUCUCCCUGCUGGUCAAGCAGGUGCAAGAGCUGGAGCUGAAGCUGUCAGGACAGAACGCCAUGGGCUCCCAGGACAGCUUGCUGGAGAUCACCUUCCGCUCUGGAGCCCUGCCCGUGCUCUGUGACCCCACGACCCCUAAGCCGGAGGACCUGCAUUCGCCGCCGCUGGGCGCGGGCUUGGCUGACUUUGCCCACCCUGCGGGCAGCCCCUUAGUUGACCACGGCAUGUUUGAGAAUUUGAACACAGCCCUCACUCCAAAGCUCCAGGCCAGCCGCUCCUUCCCCCACUUGUCCAAGCCCGUGGCCCCCAGCUCUGCCCCUCUGGGCUCUGCUGAGCCUGGGGGGCCAGGACUCUGGGUGGGCAGCAGCCAGCACCUCAAGAACCUGGGCAAAGCCAUGGGGGCCAAAGUGAAUGACUUCCUACGGAGAAAGGAGCCCUCCAGCCUGGGCAGUGUGGGUGUGACGGAGAUCAACAAGACUGCAGAAGCACAGCUGGUCAGUGGGGCUGAUGCGGCUCCAGGGGCUUGGCCAGAGGAUGAAAGAUCAGUCCUGCAAGAAGCAUUUCCUCGGCUGGAUCCUCCACCUCCCAUAACCAGAAAGCGAACCCCUCGGGCCCUGAAGACCACCCAGGACAUGCUGAUUUCAUCACAGCCUGUCCUGAGCAGUCUGGAGUAUGGGACAGAGCCAUCACCUGGGCAGGCCCAGGACUCUGCUCCCACUGCCCAGCCUGAUGUCCCAGCAGAUGAUUCACAGCCAGAGGCCACCAUGGAAAGAGAAGAGAGAGGCGAAGUUCUACCUAAUGGAGAGGUUUCCCUGUCAGUACCUGAUCUAAUCCACAAGGAUAGCCAGGACGAAUCCAAGCUAAAAAUGACUGAGUGCAGAAGGGCCUCCUCCCCCAGCCUCAUCGAGAGGAAUGGCCUCAAACUCAGCUUGAGCCCCAUCAGCCUGGCUGAGUCCUGGGAGGAUGGCAACCCCCCUCAUCAGGGACGGACCUCCAGCCUCGACAAUGAGGGCCCUCAUCCAGACCUGCUGUCCUUUGAAUAGAGCCUCUGCUCUUUCCUGCUGAGCUCUGCCCUUGUCUUCCUGCUGCUUUCUCCUCCACUGCACACACUGACCCUGGCCCCAACUCCACCGUGCCCUUGGACUUCCUCGUAUGAGGCACCAGCAGAGAGCCAGUCGUCCAUCAUGGGAUUUUGCAGGACUGGAAGUCCUUGAGUAGUUCUAGUUAAAGAGUCUAUCUGCAGAAUGGCUAAAGGACUCGAUGCCAUCUUGAGCCUAAAUUUCUGUAACCUCCUCUGAGUGGGCUGCAGCCCUUGGACAUUAGAGCUCUUACACUCUUGAGCUUGUCCUGUCUUCUCAGUGAAUUGCAGGGCCACCAGCCCAGGACGAUGGAUCUUGCAGGAAUUCUCUUUGCCUGUCCCCUACAUGCACCUCCUCCCCUGCUGUUCUCCCUCCCACACCCCGUCCCUUCUCUCUCCUCCUUGAUGGGUCUGAGGCCCCUGGCCUCAGCGGGAGCAAGGCUGGAUGAGGAAUGAUGGGUUUGGCUUGAUGAUAGGCCCUGGCCUGGAAAGCCACACACUCUGACCACAGCCCAGCCAUGGCUCCUCUUGGUCCCAGGACAGCGCAGGCCCCUGGUUGCCGUGUUUGCUCUGCCCCUGGGGUGGAGGCCAGAGGAGAUGCUUACCAGGCCUGAGACCUUGAGAGUUCACCCAGGGUUCCCAAGGUUUCCCCCAUCUGGUCAGAUGUCAAAUACAAAAUGUGGGCAUCCUGCACAGAAGGAAAGAUGAGGCUUCCUUUGCUGUGUAUGUGAAGACAGGAGAGCCAGGCCCCAGCAGAUGCAGCCGAGCACACUCUGGUUUUGUUUUUGGGGGAGGGCCCAGGAACUUGGGGGUGGUUUUGGCAUUCAGGGCUGAAGCUAAAAACCCAGAGCAGAAGUAGGGAGAAGGGAGUGAGGAUGGGACAGAGAAGAGCGAUCACUGGGGAUCAGAACAGCUUUUCAGGGGCCACCUUGCAACCUAAAAUGAUGCCGUUUCAGGGCCUGGGCCUGCUGUGAGAGCCAGAGUGAAGCGUGUGCAAGAUUGGAAUGUGAGGGCCGGGCGCGGUGGCUCGAGCCUGUAAUCCCAGCACUUUGGGAGGCCGAGACGGGCGGAUCACGAGGUCAGGAGAUCAAGACCAUCCUGGCUAACACAGUGAAACCCCGUCUCUAUUAAGAAAUACAAAAAACUAGCCGGGCGAGGUGGCGGGUGCCUGUAGUCCCAGCUACUCGGGAGGCUGAGGCCGGAGAAUGGCGUGAACCUGGGAGGCGGAGCUUGCAGUGAGCUGAGAUCCGGCCACUGCACUCCAGCCUGGGUAACAGCGAGACUCCGUCUCAAAAAAAAAAAAAAAAAAAAAAAAAAAAAAAAAACAAAGAUUGGAAUGUGAGAAGAACUGAGGGGGGAAACCACUUUUAAUUAAGUGGAAGUGCUUUGUGCUUGUGCUGAAGUUACCUGGGUCUCCUGUAGCCCUGGACCUCACUGGAGUGGCCCCGCCCUGCCCGUCCCUGCCCUUCUUUUAUGCUGAUGCUGAUGGGCUGUGUCCUGCUUCAGGAUCCAUGUAAGGGACUGACCAGGUUCAUCCAACCUUAACUGGUUCCUGCUCUCCUGGAUUAAGCCACUUUUAGGUCUCCCACCAGGGGUCCUAUUGUGCUGUCUUCCUGUGGCCAGCAGACCCUGUAAGGGGGUGAUCCUAAUCCCGGGGCUCUUUGCAGCAAGAGGAGAACAUCCCUUUUCUUGAACAAGGUGGCCAGUUCCCUGGGAGAAAGCUGGGAAUGGCACGUCCAGCCGGGGCAGGCAUUGUGGCAUCCUUCUCCUGGGAUUUCUGUGGCCUCCCCUGUUCUAUUCAUUAUUUGGCUUCCCAACCAUAAGCUCUGGGAUACCCAGGGCUUGCUUCCCAGCUCAUCUCAUCUCUAAGCCUUUGCUCCCCUUCCCACCACCACUGCUAUGUAAAAUGGCCAUGCUAACUCCUACAGAACUAGGAGCCUCAGCAGGAUUGCUAGGAUGUGGGUGCCUUCCUGCAUUCUUGCUUCUGCAGCUGUGUGGCCUUCCCACAGCCCUCCCACCACUUUCCCUUCUACCUUGCCGUCCAUUGUCUUCCUUCUCCCAGAAAGCCAGGUUUCAACACGUGCUCACCACUAGCUCUCUCCCCUCCCUCGUGGAGGUUGCUGCAGCAAGGCACCUGCAGGCCCUGGUAGAGUGAGCAGGGCUUAUGUGUACGUUCUUUACGUGUACAUCUCCAAGGAUGUGAUGUCUGACUGUGAUGUCAGAGAGGAGGUCUCAGGACUAGCAUUUGGGGUCCUGUGAGUUUUCCCAGAAUGGUUUGGGGUAUCACACAAAACACCAGAGCUGAGGAUAGGGGUAGAGUCCCCAAACACACAUCCUGGGAGCAAGCCACUUCAUCUGAGUUUCCCAUACCAGGAACAUGAUUUGUGCUUUGGUGGAAAACUUAGCAAGUCCCUGCACUCUGGGGCUUCUCCUCUUCUAGAGCCCAGGGCGGCUCUGGCCCGAUGAUAUGGCAGCCAUAGGUACAGGUAUUGCAGGUGCAGUCUUUCUUAAGUACCCUGCCUCCACUCUAUAGCCCAGCUGCUGCUAGAGUCCAGGACCUUAGACCCAGGAUGAGCAAAAGGACUCCACCAGGUUGUCCAGGACCAUUGCCAGGGUGACCCCAGAGUCCUUCAGACUUCUGUCUGAUACUGAACACAGUGCCACGGGACCCUGCUCCAAUCUAACUGCCUACAACCCACCCAUCCCCCUGCUGCAGGGGUGACGCUGCUACCUCGGGAGGCUCUCUUGAGAGUGGUGUCUGGUCUUAGAUGCUGCAGAUAGUACCUGGUGCUAGGGUCUAGGUGCUGCCCAAAGCCCAGCAGGAUCAGCUACUACUCAUCCUGCAGAGGCCUUGGCCCAGACCAGCUCUUCCAUCCAAAGCCUCACCUGGUUUCCGUGUUCAUCUCAACAGUCUGGCCUUCCUGUGACUGCAGCCUGGCAGCCACACCCCCAGUAAUCCCACACAGUGAGUCCAGCUUCUCUGGGAGCUUGGCCUUCAGUUAGCCCAGUCCAUGAGAGGGCAGGGUAAUGAGGAGGAGUAAAGGACCUAUCUUCUCUGUCCACAUAAGGAAUUUGGGACCACAGGGUCUUUUAUCUCCUUGUUACUCCCCAACCCCAUCAUAACCUCCUACUCAGCACACAGCUUUAUCCUGGUAGAUUAUAAGGUGAGCUUCCAGAACCUGGCAGGAGGCUGGUGUAUCCCCCUGCACGGAGGGAGGUGUAUCUGAAUGUUGUGUAUGUGGCUGAUAUGGAAGACAUACAUGUAUGCAAUCAAUCAGCCUUUAAAGAGGACUGGCUGCAGUUCGGAGGAGGAGGAGGAAGAUUACAGAUCUAUUCUGAGUAUUUUUUAGAGAGUUAAUAUUUAUAUUUUUAGUAAUUUUCUGGUAGAAGGAAAUUGCACAAUAAAAUGAUUUGGUUUGGUUUGC
Molecule: messenger RNA, 10998 nt
Organism: Macaca mulatta (Rhesus monkey)
Lineage: Eukaryota; Metazoa; Chordata; Mammalia; Primates; Cercopithecidae
Source: RefSeq, a predicted model, not a curated record